CAGCUCAGGAUGGCUUAGGAUCGCUGGGCGGGCGGGCGGCAUAUAUAAGAGGCCGCGAGGAGCCUCAGUCACCAGCAUCAGCCGACACUUCACUCGUCCAACAUGAAGCUCCUUAUCUUCGCCUCCCUGGCCGCCGUUGCCCUCGCCAGCCCUCAGUUCAGGGGAUUCCAGAGGGCCUCUCCACCUCGCUCAGAUCUGAAACACAUUGCCAUCCUGAGCGACAACCGCUACGACCAAGGAGACGGAAACUUCGGCUACGACUUCGAGACAGAGCACGGCAUCAAGGUGGAGGCGCAGGGCAGACCUGGAUCCAAAGGACAGAGCAACAUUGGUGGCUUCUACAGAUUCGUCCUUGAUGACGGCACUAUUGCUGAGGUCCGCUAUGUUGCUGACGAGCUGGGUUACCGCGCUGAAUCCCCGCUGGUGCCCACCCCCCACCCCCUCCCAGAACACGCCAUCGAGCAGAUCCGCUUCGCCGAAUCUCAGAGCGGCAGGUCUUCCCCCAACAGAAGGUUUUAAUGAGUGUCUUCCUCCUCACCCUCACCACAGGACACCCUCAUGCAUCGGUCCAGUAGCUCGGGGCCCCACUCACGACAACCGAUCGCCUCAACUCCCGCUUUAGUAUUCAAUAAAUGAACGUCACUGUC
This is a messenger RNA of Scylla paramamosain (green mud crab), 647 nucleotides long. RefSeq names its product cuticle protein AM1199-like. NCBI's taxonomy places the organism in Eukaryota, Metazoa, Arthropoda, Malacostraca, Decapoda, Portunidae. The record is from RefSeq and is a predicted model, not a curated record. The coding region runs from base 103 to 519 and encodes 138 amino acids. The transcript has 3 exons.